AUGAGGAUGGAAUACCUAGGGUCAACUGAAAUUAAUGUUAAGAAAGAGGUUAAGGUUGUGAAUCGAGCUGAGACCGACGGAAACAAAAAUACAUUUGAGAGGUACAGGGGCUACUUAUUGAGAGGGUUCCUGCUAUUAUUGGUCGGUACCACCAUCUUCUCCGACAAGGCCAAGAACUAUGUGGACCUCACAUACCUAAAGUUCUUCAUUGAUUUAGAUCGGAUUGACAGCUAUUCAUGGGGAACUGCUGCACCGGCAUUCCUAUACUGGGAGUUAACAAACGCAGUUGUCCCCGACUACAAAUAUGUGGCUGGGUAUAUGGCACUGUUGCAGGCUUGGGUCUACGACCACUUUAAGGACAUUGGCGGUGCAAAGUCGAAGAGCUAUGUGGAGGAAAUGCCCCGUGCUUGCAAAUAUGAUCUGACAAAAGGGCAGACAAAUUAG
Messenger RNA from Trifolium pratense (red clover), 444 nucleotides. Its product is annotated as protein MAIN-LIKE 2-like. The coding region runs from base 1 to 444 and encodes 147 amino acids. The transcript is spliced from 3 exons. Lineage: Eukaryota; Viridiplantae; Streptophyta; Magnoliopsida; Fabales; Fabaceae. The record is from RefSeq and is a predicted model, not a curated record.